CCGCCAUCCAGGUGCAGAUCACGCCAACACAGGGAGAGAUCAGCGUGGGAGAGUCCAAGUUCUUUCUCUGCGAAGUGACGGGAGAUGCUAAAGACAUCGACUGGUACUCCCCCAGUGGAGAGAAGAUCCUUCCCAACAGGCCGGACAUUAUCGUGAGCCGCGGAGAUGAAACCAUGUCCACGCUCACCAUCUACCACGCCAACGUGGACAGCGCCGGCAUCUACAAGUGUGUCGCCAAGAACGGAGACAAGGAGGCGCAGGCCACGGUGCAAGUGAAGAUCUUCCAAAAGAUCACCUUUGAGAGCGCCCCCAGCCCUCAGGAGUUUAACGAAGGCGAUGACGCGGCCAUCGUCUGCAACGUGAUCAGCUCUCCUCCUCCCAGCAUCAUCUGGAAACACAAAGGCUCCAAGAUCCAGGUUGCCAAAGACGUGAGAUUUAAGACUGGAUAAGGCCACCUGCAGAUCCGCGGCAUCAAGAAGAUCGAUGAGGGCAUGUACAACUGCGAGGCGAGAGUCAUGGCCCGCGGAGAGAUCGACUUCAAGAUGAUCAAGGUCGUCGUUAAUGUGCUCCCCACCAUCAGGGCGAGGGUCUCCGAUGUGAACGCCACCGCUGACAACUCUGCCUCCGCCCUGCUGGCCUGCGACGCCGACGGCUUCCCCGAACCCACCGUCACCUGGGCACAGUAGACAACAA
Molecule: messenger RNA, 693 nt
Organism: Notothenia coriiceps (black rockcod)
Lineage: Eukaryota; Metazoa; Chordata; Actinopteri; Perciformes; Nototheniidae
Product: neural cell adhesion molecule 1-like
Biological process (GO): axon guidance; homophilic cell-cell adhesion; dendrite self-avoidance
Cellular component (GO): plasma membrane; axon
Molecular function (GO): cell-cell adhesion mediator activity
Source: RefSeq, a predicted model, not a curated record